AUGCCCCCCAAGUCCCUCUGCAACCUCUCCCAGCCCGCCGGCCUGAACCAGAGCGGCUUCUUCCCCGGGUUGUCGGACUGGGGUUUCCUGCCCGCCGCCGCCGCCUCCGAGGCGGGGACCCCCGCCGCCACCGCCCAGCUGGUGAUCCGCUGCGUGAUCCCGUCCCUCUACCUGCUCCUCAUCACGGUGGGCUUGCUGGGCAACAUCGUGCUGGUGAAGGUCUUCGUCACCAACAGCGCCAUGAGGAGCGCCCCCAACAUCUUCAUCUCCAACCUGGUGGCCGGGGACGUGCUACUGCUGCUCACCUGCGUGCCCGUGGACGCCUCGCGCUACUUCUUCGACGAGUGGGUGUUCGGGGAGGUGGGCUGCAAACUGAUCCCCGUCAUCCAGCUCACCUCCGUGGGCGUGUCCGUGUUCACGCUCACCGCCCUCAGCGCCGACAGGUACAAAGCCAUUGUAAACCCCAUGGACAUCCAGGCGUCAGGGGCGGUGCUGUGGACCUGCGUGAAGGCGGUGGGUAUCUGGGUGGUCUCGGUGCUGCUGGCAGUUCCCGAAGCUGUGUUUUCGGAAGUGGUGCGCAUCGACAGCUUGGAUAACGGCAGCUUCACAGCGUGCAUCCCCUACCCUCAGACUGACGAGUUACACCCGAAGAUCCAUUCAGUGCUCAUCUUCUUGGUGUAUUUCCUCAUACCCCUUGCUGUUAUUAGUGUUUAUUAUUAUCAUAUUGCAAAGACCUUAAUUAAAAGUGCACAUAAUCUUCCUGGAGAAUACAACGAACAUACCAAAAAACAGAUGGAAACUCGGAAACGCCUGGCUAAAAUUGUGCUGGUCUUCGUGGGCUGCUUUGCCUUCUGCUGGUUUCCAAAUCACAUCCUCUAUAUGUAUAGAUCUUUCAACUAUAGCAAGAUUGAUCCAUCUCUGGGCCACAUGAUUGCCACCUUAGUUGCCCGGAUUCUGAGCUUUUGCAAUUCUUGUGUCAAUCCAUUUGCCCUGUAUCUACUCAGUGAAAGCUUCAGGAGGCAUUUCAAUAGCCAGCUCUGUUGUGGGAGGAAGUCCUAUCCAGAGAGAUCAGCCAGCUACUUAGUCAGCUCUUCUGCAGUGCGUAUGACAUCUCUGAAAAGCAAUGCUAAGAACCCGGUGACCAAUUCUGUUUUGAUAAAUGGGCAUGGCAUGAAGCAGAAAAUGGCACUGUAA
Messenger RNA from Pipistrellus nathusii (Nathusius's pipistrelle), 1194 nucleotides. The record is from the annotation of a GenBank genome assembly. NCBI's taxonomy places the organism in Eukaryota, Metazoa, Chordata, Mammalia, Chiroptera, Vespertilionidae.